Humulus lupulus (European hop) is the source of this 1347-nucleotide messenger RNA. RefSeq names its product bidirectional sugar transporter SWEET9-like. Gene Ontology annotation, biological process: carbohydrate transport. The transcript is spliced from 6 exons. Lineage: Eukaryota; Viridiplantae; Streptophyta; Magnoliopsida; Rosales; Cannabaceae. The record is from RefSeq and is a predicted model, not a curated record. Bases 276 to 1067 code for a protein of 263 amino acids. Gene Ontology annotation, cellular component: membrane. Gene Ontology annotation, molecular function: sugar transmembrane transporter activity.
CAGCUCAUUUGGCUGAACUACUCAUGUAAUAAAAAUCCUAAUCACAUACACGCAGUUUGUUCAAUUUUAAGGCCAAAACGUCCGGAAUCAACUCAUCUAAAACUCCAUACAUUCCAUCAUCUCAACCUUUUCAAACUCAUAUAUAUAUAUAUACACUCUUCUCUACAUCCUUAUAAUCUCAUCUCACAAAUAACCUCUUCUAGCUCAUAUUUCUAGCUAGUAGUGAGAUCAAUCGUCUCUCUUUACUUUCCUCUAUCAAAGCUUUGAAGCCAAGAAUGGCAGCCAUGACUGCUUCCCACAUGGCUGUUGUUUUUGGCCUUCUUGGUAACGUUGUGUCCUUCUGCGUCUAUCUAGCCCCACUGCCAACGUUCUACAGAAUUUGGAGCAAGAAAUCUACAGAGGGGUUUCAAUCUAUACCAUAUUCAGUGGCAUUAUUUAGUGCUAUGUUGACCCUAUACUAUGGCUUUCUCAAGACCAAUGGUUUCAUGAUCAUUACAAUCAACUCUGUUGGCUGCGCCAUAGAGACCGUGUACCUCAUUAUCUACCUCAUGUAUGCAUCAGGAAGAAUCAGGAUUUAUACAAUCAAGCUUGUGGUUCUGUUUAACGUUGGAGCUUAUGGACUGAUCUUAUUGUCUACCUCCUUCAUAAUCCCACACCGUUCUCAGCGGGUCACAGCUGUUGGUUGGAUAUGUGCAGUGUUUUCUGUGGGUGUUUUUGCUGCUCCUCUUAGUAUUAUGAGGAUUGUGAUUAAAACAAGGAGUGUGGAAUACAUGCCUUUCGCCUUGUCAUUCUCCCUAACCCUGUGUGCUGUAAUGUGGUUCUUCUAUGGCCUUUUAGUAAAAGAUUUCUUCAUUGCGUCACCAAACAUCCUGGGAUUCAUAUUCGGAAUUGCACAAAUGAUUCUAUACCUUGUCUACAAAAACGCCAAGAAUGAUGACUUGCCAGAGUUUAAACUACAGGAGUUAUCAGCAAACGGCGUCGUUCAGGAGAAAACGACAGAAGAGGCCACCACCAUUGCAAUUGUCAGUGUGAUUAUCGAUGAGACUGAAACUACACCGAAGAAAUGAUGCAUUUGGAGUCGUAUGAUAGUGCUGGCUAUAAGUCAUAAAUAAUAACUCAAAUUUGAGAAUUUGUGUGUGAAAUUUGUAUUUGAUUAUAUACAUCCAUUUAUGUACUUUUAAGAUGAAGAUGGGAAGGGUCUAUAUAUGUAUAAAUAUAUACAUAGAGAGAUUGGGAGUAUAUAUAUAUAUAUAGGCUAUCAUUGUGUAUUGAAUGCUCAUUUGUAAUCUUGUUUCUUGAGUUUAAGAUAUGCUUUGUAGUUUUCAUUUUUGAAGGUCAUUUCAUAUA